CUCAUCGGCUUUCAUUAUUGCACAUCUCUAUCAAAUAUGGUAGUGAAAUGCUUGUCAACCGUUCACGAAAUUACUUAUAAAUAAAACAAAGUUGUUUUUGUAAUCAUAAAUUGAUUAUAAUGUCAAGUGGUCGUGGUCGGGGCUACACCGGUAGACAUCAUUUGAGGGAGACAAAGCCGGGAGAGGACCCAGAAGACAUGAAUGCUGCAAGGACUCUGGCAGAGUUGACUCCGCGAUCAACAGCUAAAACCACGGUGGCAAUGAUUUCAGAGGUGAAGCCUGAUGAUGAAGUGGACACCUCUGGUGAUGAAGAGUCUCUACAGGCGAUGCUGAAGGUUGAUGAACAGUUUGCACCUUUAUUAGUACUGCUCGAACAAUUCACGCCGGGCGAAGACGGCAUUCAGUUCAACAGGAAAUUAAGACAUUUCGAGACGUCAGUCACGGAGUUGUGUCCGGACGAGGCAAGAUUACAACAAGCGUUCGCGACAUUUCGCGCUGCGGCCUUACAAAGUUCAGUGACAAGUCGGAAGUUGGCCACCGUCGGGGCUGCCUUCACCAGACAACAAAGGCAGGGCAUGCUGAGGGCCUCCCUGCUGAAUAUUAUGCAGGCGACUUUUACAAAAUUGGAAGUGCUGGAACGCGCGAAUCCAUUAUACUUGAUCAACGCUGCGAAUCUGAUGGGAGAUUAUUUUGCGGAGGCUCGUCUAUGCAAUGGGAAGAAAGUCCACAUCUUAGCUGGUCCGUUGGUCCAAUAUAUGCGGUCUCUUCUCGCGUCAGAUGAUAUAAGGGCACAUCGGAGUCUUGCUACGCAGCUAAUGCAAAAUGGCCGAGAACUCCUCUCUAUACUAUCCCAAGAGUUAGAUGAAUUGUCAAUAUCCAUACGUCUCAGACUAUUGACACCACCCCCAAUAAGCAUCAUCUGGCUCCUUCUGUCGUCUGAUCUCUGCUUAAACAAAUUCCUACCAUUGCCAAACACAUUGCAACAGUUCUACGCUUCCCACUUAGACCUGACAAGCGAUGAGAACUUCUCCGAGGUGUCAUAUGGCUCCUGGAAGAAGGAAAACAUCAAUUUGAGCAUUGAUGAUGAUACUAAACCCAAAUUAAGACCAAUCUUGGGGGCCGGAGCAGGUCUAUUGAGACAGGAGCAUACAGAUCCAAGCACCGAUGUUGAUUGGAAGCCAAGUUUAACUAAGAGAUACGAUUUGAACUCAUGGAGACAGGAGGAAAAGGAACCAGCUUUUAACCCCAACGUGCCACCACCAAACUAUCAAGAGUUUCCAGUUUAUCCGGAAAACUACUAUUUGCAACAAGGAGAUGGGACAUACAUACAAAAUAUGAAUGUUAAUGUGCAAACAGAGAAAGUUAAUAAUGAAGUGCAGAAGUCCCUUGAUAAUUAUGACCCUAAAUUUAAUGAAAAACGCUUCGACGAGACUAACUUUAAUGAAAAGAGACAUGAUGAUAUGCGAUAUGAAGAGACUAACUUUAAUGAUAAACGCAGUGAUGAUACGAAAUUUAAUGAUAAAAGGAGUGACGAUAAGAAGUUUGACGAACGUUCUAAAAAUGGAUCCAGGCAGAGAUUAAAUAGGAGAAAUAGUGGUGAGAUUGAGAAGAGGAGGCAUGUUAGUGAUGUGCCGCGGAAUCAUAAAUAUUGGGACCACGACGACCGCUGUGAUAAAGACUAUAACAGUUAGUAAAUUAGUGAUGUUUCGUGAUGCAAAAUUUCAGUGUAAUUAGGGAUAUGCGCGUUCGGAGCUGGUCCCCUUGGCCCACGGUGGGGCCGACGCGCCCCAAAGGAAAAUCUUAUGUAUGUAUUCCAUUUAUUUUAAGUUUCCGGCAAAAUGCAUUGCUCAAAUAUUUUAAUGUAGACAUUAUAAUUUUUUGGGACGUCAGCCAUCAGUAAUUUUAGUUUAAUAAAAAUUCACAGAAUGAUUUCCUGGAUCCUAGCAAUGAUUGCUUUCCCAAAAUGUUUUAAGUACUGGUGCAAAUAAAAUGAAGUGUAUCAAUGUUUUAAUUCACAAAUCUUUUUAUUAGCACUAUUUGUGUUUUGGUUGUGUUUGUACUUUAUGGCCCGUAUUCCAAAGCUAAUCUUAACUUGGGCAAUGUCAAAUUUAGAAAAGGAAAAACGGUAAAAACUUUCAUGGUUUAAUUUUGACAGGAAUGCGGGCAUAAGAUCUCAAAUCAUUUGGUUAAUUUCAAGUUUUGCUCAUACUAAAAUUUAUUUCCAAUAGUUCAAAUUACAUUUACUUAGUCUUAUUUCAAAUUAAAUUUAGUUCAUGUCAAAUGUGGUUAGCUUUGACAUAAAUUUAGGUGUUUCUAGAUAUAUAGAAUCCGACAUUUGAAAUUUGUUUUUAUAAGUGUACAAUAUUAGUCUUAUCUGAUAUAAUAGAAAUAUAACAUAAUUGUUAAGUAACAUUCGCCGUGUGCCACUUGGAUCCAAUUGAGUGGACUCAUCAAUUGACUAGUGGGAAUGAUAGUGGUGCUGAUUUUUCUAAUUAAUGACUAUUCAGGUAAAAUGAAAUGUUUUUUUAAUAAUUUUAAAAAAUUGAGGGUUAUACAAUGGUGAUAGUAAAAUAUUAUCUUUGAAUGUUCCCAUGUGUGAAAAUUUUUGUCUAAAUAACAUAAAACCAAGUAUAUUUCAUCUGGGAAUUGUUCAAUCUGUGCUCAUUCAAUAUAUGUUCAAUAAUUUUUGAGUAUGUCUUAUAUGAAAAUUUGCACCACUGUUGCAUACGCAUAGUGUAAUUUUAAUUUAGUCACAAAUAACUCAAUUUUUAAUAUUUAACAUUUUGUCAUUUUAAAUUAUAACAUUAUGUAUGGAUGUGUGUUUAUAAAUGUAGUUAAAUUAGGUCCACUAAAUUUAAGGUUUGCUGACUUUUAACGCUAUUAAUUUGUGCAAUAAAUUUACAAUAAUGCAUAAUAUGACAUUUUGCAUUGAAGUCUUGAUAGGAAUUAAAGGACGCCUCUCAUGCAAAAGGUUAUAAAUUAUUUAAAGUUGGUUGUAAUGGCUUUGGCCCAAAUUAAUGAUGAUUUUUAAUUGUCUAUGAUCAUUAAAGGGUACUUGUAUGUUCAAGUUUUAAUUCAUGGACAGAAGGUACAUUCAGAGUGAAUGACUCCUGGAAGUAAAAAAUGAGUGGGAUUUCACACCAGGACCUGAUUUACCUGAAGUGGAAGAACUUAAUAUAAAAUUUGAUUAAAAUAAAUAAAAAUUUUCACCUAAUUGAACUGUAAAUUAAACUUAGACUAAAUUUUCUCUCUAAGUGGUUGUUUAACCAUUUUUUUAAUGGUUUUAAAUUUCAAAUUAAAAUUUAAUAUUACCGCAAUUAUAAAUAAAAUGGCGUUGCAUCUGUCGCGUGCUAAAACACUAUAAACAAAAUUAAACUACGUGACAUAUGAUGGUAAAUUUUAAUUUCUUUUUGUCAUUUUGAUAAUCUACUAUAGUCGUUUUAACCAAUCUGUGUUUUUUGAUAAAGCCAUGAAAACACUCUUAGGGCAAGAUCUUUAGAGCGCACUUAGCCUUAGCUCAAUCGUUACUUACGAAAAACUCAUAUAACUCAUAUGAUUUGGUAUUUAUAGACAUUUUAACGCAAAGUGAUGUUUCAUUUCAUGGAAUACCUUCUUUUUUAUCCUUUAAAAAAGUAUAACAAUAACAAAUAUUAAAACGGUACAAAUAUAUCUUCUAUUUAUUGUUAUUUAUUUUAUUAUUUCCAGUUAAGUCAUAGUCGAAAUAUGACUUAACUGGAAAUUUUAGUCUGAGCAAAAUGUAAGUGCGCUCUAUAUAUCUUGCCCUUUGUGUUUUACGUCAAAUUGCAGACUAAAAUCAAAAUGGACUGAAACGAAUAUGCUCGUACCUGUAAAGCACAAUUUCACUUUAAAUGCUAGAUUAGUUAGGUUAAUCUAUAUAUACCGACCUUUUUGUACAAAGUUCCAAUGUAAUUCUCUGAACAUCUGCAACCUUUGGCAGCGGCAUAUUCUUCAGAAUCUUUCUUUGUAAGGCGAAACGAAUUGAACAUCUCUAAAUUUUUUGGAUAUUAACUGAUAUAUCGAAGACAAGAUGGUGUCAUGCAUUGAAUUUGUGGAAAUGGGAUUACUUUAAGCAGGUGAUACGACUCUGACUUACUAUUAAAGAAUUGUAGUAUUGAAAGGCCAUGGUUUAUAGGUAAAUACAUUGUUUACAGUUCAUGUGCGAGAUGUUUAAUCAAUGGGAAUUUUCUUAAAAUAAAUUUCCGGAAAAAAUAUUCGGAAGUAUUUGUAUAUGUAAAAUUUAUCAUAUAUUAUAUUAUGAGAAUUAAGGUAAAAAAAAAUUGCGAACGAUGCGUUGAAUAAUAUUAUUUUAAAAUCUGAAACAUGCCUUUAGUUGUCAUCGAUAUAUCAAUAUCUUUCUUUUCUUUAUGUCCUAUAACCCCUAGGUGGGGCAGAGGGCGUCCACAGCGAGCCAUAUAUAGAUAGAUAUAUCAAUAUGGUUUAUAUUAAUUUAUUUGACGAUUAUUGUGUUUUAUGUCGAUUGUGCGUUAGUAGCCAUCGCCUUUUAUGAUUUUUAGGAUAAUUUUCGUUUUGAUCCGAUAAAAUUUGCAGAAUUAAUUUAAUUUCCUCUAAGUAUUGUGCCUUGAGGUGUUUUUAACUGGAGAAAUUACAGUUCGUAAGCAUGAACUGUUAUUUCUCCAAUUAUAUAAGAUUAUUUUUAACUCAAAUUAAUCGAUUGAACUACGAAGGAUAGAGUUAAUAAUAAAGAGGGCGCUGCUACUGAGACAGAGUCCCGACUAUAAAAUUAUUUUCAAUGUUCCGUUGAAACUGCAUUAUUUCUUAACAUACAUAAUAAUUUAUUGUAAAAUUAUUUUUACAUAAGAAUCGUUAGCCAAUUAUAUUUGUGGUUCUAGUGGCAAUAGGCAUAUUGGAUGGAGCCUGUGUCGUAGUAUUAUGUAAAAAUAAUAAUUUAUUCGUAAUAGGAUACAAAAUUUGAAGAUGUCUUUGGACUUUGUGACGUCAUGUACAGCACGAUCCUGCCAAAUCUUAGCACGGAGUACGGACUACGUUCGCAAUGGCUUCUUUGACAGCUCGAACGAAGUGACACGCCGUGUUGACAUACGACAAUUGACGCGAAGUUAGAUGUAUCUUUGUAAUGUAAAUGUAUCUUUUAAGACUUUAGUUAUAUGCCGUGGGCGUGAUGCCCCGAUUUAGUUUUAUUUUGGAAAUUAUGUCAAUAAAAGAGUUCAUUUCG
This is a messenger RNA of Pieris rapae (cabbage white), 5212 nucleotides long. RefSeq lists its product as uncharacterized. NCBI's taxonomy places the organism in Eukaryota, Metazoa, Arthropoda, Insecta, Lepidoptera, Pieridae. Gene Ontology annotation, biological process: regulation of translational initiation. The record is from RefSeq and is a predicted model, not a curated record. Gene Ontology annotation, molecular function: translation activator activity. The transcript is spliced from 8 exons. Bases 120 to 1691 code for a protein of 523 amino acids.